GCGUCAGAGAGCACCAAUUUUCUUUCCGAGCGCACAUGUGUCGACAUCGUUUCCUAUCUUAUAUCAUCAGGACGUUUACAAUUGAUCCAUUCCAUCGAUGGCCGAUGUCUUCUUACGAUCAAAGAACUUGACAGGGAAAUUUUAGAUGAGCUUGAAGUGCAUGGUGGACACGUUAGUUUACUGGAAAUCUCGGCCAAUUUGGAGGUUGAAUUAUCUAUAAUCGAGUCGCGGGCUCAGGAACUUGAUUUGAGGGAUCGAUUUGAGUUACGCGGUGUCAUCAGCACGAUUGAACUAUCGCGCAUGUUUGCCUUCCCUCCGCAAUUUAUUUUAAACAUCAUUACGGAAUACAACAAUGUGCUCUUUCGACUGCACAAAGACAGCGAGAAAUACUACACAGAUUCUUACCUGAAUAAACAGAAGGCAAAAGUCCUCGGAUACUUUUCAGCCGCCCUGACACCAAUUACUGUCUCCUCUGUUGUAACGAAAUUGGACAUCCCCCAGAAAUUGCUCUCCGAUAUCCUGGAAUCGUUGAUUUCUGGCAGCAGGUUGCAAGGCACGCUUACAGCAUGUCGGAGUGUUUAUACUCCACGAUGUUUCAGUAUUGCCCAGGACUCUUACCUCAAAUCUUUUUAUUCGCAAAAUGGUUUUGUUGAAUGUAGUCUCGCCAGACGUCUUGGAAUAGCUGAUCCAGUUUCCUAUUUUCACAAAACCUUUCCAGACGCUAUCUACUCACGUGAUAUUUGCGUUAAUGGCACCCUUCUAUCUCAACUUAAAGCUGUAAUUACCGAUGAUACUGAUGAGAACCCAUGGCUAGAUGUGACUAGUUAUCUUCCUUCGCAUUUCGGCCCCAAGGAAAGAGAGUGGCUUGUUGCCCCACUUUUGGCCAAAACCAAUCUUGUCCCCCUAUGCGAUUACUCAUUCCUGUGCUCGCGAGACCGGCUGCAGGGUUAUGUUACCGUUUUCGACGAAGUUUUGCGUGAGGCUGCAGAGACUGCUUCCAAGCAGCAGACUUUUACCUCGCAAAGACAAUCAGCUUCCUCCGCACCAGCAACUCAAGAUAUCGCCGCCAAAUCAACUACAAAGAAAGGUAAAUCUGGGGGCUUUGGUGUCGGUUCACGCGAGAUAAAGACGAAGAACGUUAAAAAGAAGUACAUGAAAAAGUCUGAAUAUCCGGAAGAUACGCCUCUUGACGCCAUGGAUACAACUAUUUCAUUAGAGGAGUACCUACCCCAAGAAAAACUUGUAUCGAUCCUGUCGGACAAUCUGGGACCUGAAGCCCCGGAUGAAUUGGCUGAAGGGAUUCUCGACGCUCUGCUACCUGAACUUAAUGUUAAAUUCGCAAGCUUGCUGAAGUCUAUUUUCCUGCAGAAUUCAGACACGUCGAAGAACCGAAAUCGUUUCAUGGCCGAAAAGGAGUCUUUAACACAAACAAUUUUGUCCAUCCAGUCUAAACAGAGACGCAAAAAUAAGAAAGCAUCUCGUCAUAAUGACGACGACAGCGAGGACCAAGCCGAGGAUGCGGAUGCAGAACCUGUUCCUACAGAUGCAGAGCCUGCACCAACCCCUAUCGAUUCGCCCGCCGAAAUAACGGCGGCUGAUCGGGAGAACCUCUAUCAGAUGCUCAGCAAACUGUCAUCCGUCGGACCUACCCGAGAUGCGGCCGAUUUGCUACAAAAGUUAAACGGCUGCCUCCGUCCUAAUGCCGAACUUCCUGACCCGGACAGCAGUGAGCAGCCAUUGGACGAGAUAUUUGUCCUCUGUGAUGACCUGGCUGCUAAUCAUCUGGGUGUUAACCUCUCUGUCGCGGUGCUACGUUCUCCGCUGGCCGGCAGCAAACGAAAACGCGAAGACAAACUGCUCUCCCUGAACCUAGCUACCCAGAUUGAACAGCAACUCACCGCUGCCGCAGAUGAGGCCGAUACCAGCCCGUUGUUCCUAAACCUCGCCAAUGUAGCACUGGCGGCUGCUGGCCUUUUUGGACAAUGCAUUGUCGGCUGGCCUCUUCCUGUCCACGGAAAACUCGUGCCCCAGCUGUCCACGUGGAUUAAAAACAAACUGAAGGCUUCCUCUUCGGAGAUCAAGGGCGCCUACCCGAGUGCUUUAAAAGAAUUGCAGACUGCCAAAGCUGGUGACAGUUUGGUGCGCCUAAAAGACGAAGUUCUGGUGCGUGCUCGUGGUGGCGAUGGGGGCUUGUCCGAUGAAGAUGUUGUGUCUGUGGUUCAUGAAAUACAAGAAACUGGAUCCAAGUGUCUUCAGUGUAUGACCUCAGCUUCUACCACUUGA
Dibothriocephalus latus is the source of this 2283-nucleotide messenger RNA. The record is from the annotation of a GenBank genome assembly. NCBI's taxonomy places the organism in Eukaryota, Metazoa, Platyhelminthes, Cestoda, Diphyllobothriidea, Diphyllobothriidae.